CCCGCUCCCCUCAUCCCGCCCCCUCAUCCCGCUCCCUUCAUCCCACUCCCCUCAUCCCGCUCUCUUCAUCCUGCUCCCCUCAUCCCGUCCCCCUGAGCCCUCUCUCCUCUCGCCCCCACCGCAGGGUGAACCCGGGCUUCCAGCGGCAGCUGAAGCUCUACGAGGCGAUGGGCUGCGCCGUGGACACCAGCAGCGUGCUCUACAAGCGGUACCGGCUGGAGAUGCUCAGCGAGAGGCUCUCCGAACCUCAAGACUUGCCCCGAGAAGUCUUUGCAGUUGAUCCUACCACUGUAUGCCAAACUUUGAACACAGAGGUUCUCUACAGAUGCAGGAAAUGCAGAAAAGCUCUGUUCCGUAGCUCCAGCAUUUUGUCCCACACGGAAGGAAUCGGACCGACAGCCUUUGCCCACAAGAGGAUAACAGACUCUGCACGGCUUUCUGGGAAUGGCCAGGAAAAGUGCACCUCGUACUUCAUCGAGCCCGUGCAGUGGAUGGAACCAGCAUUGCUUGGAGUCAUGGAAGGACAGCUUCUGUGUCCCAAGUGCACGUCAAAGCUGGGCUCCUUCAGCUGGAGGGGGGACCAGUGUUCCUGUGGCCGCUGGGUGACACCGGCCUUCCAGAUCCACAAAAGUCGAGUGGAUGAAGUGAGGACACUGCCAGUUGGUAACUUCCAAAGUGCCAAAACCUGAACUCAUUGCUUCACUUGAUGGAUUUCUUAACAUCUACUGAGAACUACUAGUCCAUGGAUGCCAGGAAAUGAGCUUAUGACUUCCACCCCUUUGGGAGGUGGCAGAAUUACUUGAAUACCUUCAGCCUGCUGUAUCUCUUAAUAUAUUCUAUGAAAUAUCAGAACAUUUUCUUCAAAGAGGUGUUACAGAGUGGUCAAAUCUACAAAAUGGGCAAAAUGUAUUCUUCAUUUAUGUGUUGCUGUUUACACAGGGUCUCAACUCCUUAUUCAAAAGGAGUUGCUGUGGUCAGCAGUACUGCUCAGCUUCUGAUCCAAAGUGCCAAGCGCCCUAAAAUGGUACAAUUACAGUUGUUUUGCAUGCAUGGCAGCAAAAGGAAAACUUAAGAGUUACACUUUUAUUGUAUUAAAAGUAAUCCUAAAAAUACCCACCCCAAGAAUAUUUACUACUUUGUAACUCUUUCAUGAUUGUGCAAGCUGUAAUGGAAUGGGAGAACUGAAGUAUAGAGUCCAUGCCAAAAGCUUACAGUUCUAAAGAAAUCCCUAAAGUUAUGAAGUAACUUUUUUUAAGCAAGCUGUGACCUUUUUUGAUGGAUUGCUGUGUACACCGUGGCACAGGUUUCAUUUGACAUAAGAAAAUAGAACAGAUAAAAGCUAAUUUAAAUCAAUUUUAUUUUCAUUGACUUGAACAAUUUUUUUUAAUUUAUUUUUUUACACAAUUUCCAGCAACAUACAUUAUGAAAUAUACAAGAUAAAGUAGGUGGUGGGGUUCUGCCCAUGUUGUAAUUCCUCCCAUAGCUGUGGAAGGAAGACUUGCAGGACACAGUGAACAUCAGAAUCUCAACACUGAAAACAGACACAAAACAAAAAGGACAAAAAUAUAUAUGAAACUUUGAACUGGUCACACUUCAGGGCCAGGUACAGCACAAUAAAUAUUAGAACUGCAUUAUCUUAGACAUCUUCUGUAAAGUUUAUAACAUCCUCUAUUUAAAGAGAUAAGAACAUCUGGUUUCUAGCAUGAAAUGCUACAUUGUACAGUGGUGAAGGGUACAAACAAUGAGCCCAGCAAGGGCUUGGAUGGUGACUACUCAUUCACACAUGCUCAUUGAUAAAAUAAGCAGCAUACACCAAAAGUUUAGUGAGCUGUAAACUUAAGCGUUCACUACCAGAAUAUCAGCUGGAGGAGCAGUUUCUUUUCGGGAGAACCAAAAAUAGUCAAUCCCUCUAAGUUUCAGCUGGGCUCUCCCCGACAAAGAGUGGGUUGAUACCAUAAUGGAAGUGGCAGCAUUUGGUCCGUAGCACAAGAUCCCUUUGCAUCACUACUGUUCAAAGCUGGCGCCGGUGGAAAUACUUCAGUGCAGAAUUAACGCUCACGUAGGCACGGUGUCACCAACAACAGGUGCUGUCUCAGGACUAACAAAGCAGUAGGUGGCACAGGAUGCCACCAGACACAAUCGAGAGGGAGAGACUGGAGAGGAUGCCAGCAUCUCUCUCUCUUGCGCUCCGGAGCAAUGGGAUGAGUGCUGGUCUCGGGGAGUUUGACAGAAAGGCUGCACUCUGCUCAUUCCUCAUCUCAGUCUAGUUUUACCAAUAAAAAAGCCCAAGAGACAGCAGUUUCAGCUGCUUGACAGAGUGCUUCCAGAGCACAGAGCAGAACACCAGAGCCACUGGUUUCUCUUGCAUCGUAAUCAACAAGGCAGGAGUA
Messenger RNA from Cyanistes caeruleus (blue tit), 2390 nucleotides. Lineage: Eukaryota; Metazoa; Chordata; Aves; Passeriformes; Paridae. The record is from RefSeq and is a predicted model, not a curated record.